GCUAUGUCAUCAUAGUCUAUCAGAAAAUACGAGAGGAACCCAGUGAAAAAAGAAUUCAUUGUCCUGCACAUCCACAGCUGAUUACAGAGGCUCCGAAUAAAAACAGCAGUUCUCUGAAGAAUGGCUCUGAGUGACCUUCUCUACCCAGACAACCCAAAGAGACGGCAAGAAGUGAUCCGCCUGCACCAAGAGCUGCUUGACUGCAUGUCAGUUAACUUCCUUGCCACCAAUGAACUGAUUGGUGUGCUGAAUGCUCAUUUGGGGUGUUCGAUUGGCCACAUCCAGAUGAGAAAGACUGGCACCAUUAAGGAAAACUGUGACAUUAUCAUCCAAGCCAUGGGUGAGAUUCAACAGGAAGUCAGGAAGAUUGACAAAGAAAUGAAGGAAAAACUGGAGCCAAUGCUGUACCAAAAACUUUGUGAUAUCAAAGAGCCAGAGGUGGGGAAAAUACCAAUAGCACACAAAGUUUUUUCAAUUAUUCUUGGGGAAGCUACUUCCACUGCUGGUCUGUUAGCUGUGAAACUAAUUGGCUCAAAUGUUAUAACCAAUACCGUUAGCAAACUGGUCACUCUGCUUGCCCAGAUUGGUGCUUCUGUUCUUGGAGGUAUUGGAAUUGCUAUUCUUGGGCUAGGCAUUGAUGUGGUCCUCCAGGCCAUCCUAGGAGCAGUUGAGAGGGAUCAGCUGCUGGCCUCUGUUAAAAGUUAUGAGGACCACCUGGCUGAAUUUAAGACAGCCUCAGAAAAAUAUUCGUGUGCCAUAAAUGAAGCAACUUCAGUAGUGAAACAUAAAAUUCAGUGAGUGGCUUUUUAAGUUGUCUCUAGCUGUCACAAUGACAGAACUUACUAGAUGUAAGAAUUAAAUCAGUUCAUGUAUACUUUGAUCCUUCAUGGCUGAGCAAACUUUUUUCUUUAACUCCAGGCAUUUUUGCAGUGGCACCAGGGCUAGCUUAAAGAAUUGAAACUGAGCUCUUUCCAUAACUGAUUCAAGCCCACUUCAGAAAAGUAGUAUAUGAAAGUACCUGCUUCUGGUGUUUGCUGAGAUUAUGGGAAAUAAAAUGCUCAUUCUUAAUCUAGUAAACUAGUGGUCAAGUGGCUGCAGAAAAUAAAAUCAUCAUCAAGCCUAUCUCUAAUUCCCAGGUUCUGGAGAGAUGCCAGUAGCUGAAUAAAGGUCAGAUCUAUACUAGAAACUUUUGUUGAUAUAAUAAUGGUCAAGUGUGUGAUUUUUAUAAUGUUUAUUUAUUUAUUGGCAAAAGCCUGAGUAGAGAUGCAAAUACACUGACAAAGAAGGUGGGCUUUUUUUUUUGCCAGAAUAUCCACAUUUGGAGGGUUACUGAUAUUGCAACUUUUUUCUGGUGCAUACUAGACAUAAUCUUGAUAUACAGGAUUCCCUUUCUCAAGAUCAUCUGUCAAUGUUUUGAAUCUGUAUCUGUGAAGCCACCCAGUGCCCUACUUAAAAUGAACUCUAAUCCUGACAGAGUUGUGGUUUGAAAAAUAUGUGCGCACACAAUUUAAACCCUACAGUUAAGAGAUUAAAAGAAGGUUCCAGCAUUCCAGACGCUAUGGGCCCAAUCAUGAAAACACACGUGCAAUUAAUAUUGUGCAUACAUGCAGUUCUUCUGGGUUAAAUGGAUCUACAUCCAGGCAAAAGUGUUUGCAGGACGACUGGCCUACAAGGACAUGCUAUUUUCUUUUCUUUAAAGUGAUUAAUGGAUGAGUGAUAUGGGACUGUAGUGGGUUUGUUCAAUAUAUCCACAGCCUGUCCUGUAAAACAUCGCAACACAAAUACUACAAAUCUAAAUGUGCCUAGUUUGGAAACAAAAGGUUAGAGCAAAGAGUUUGAUUUGUAUGCCCCUUCUCUGAGACGCACUGAACUUUGGGGGUUUUUUGGCUGUUAUUUAAAUAAAAAUUGUAAUUUUAAAAAUAUAUUAAACCUGUACCAUAUUAAUUUUGA
Messenger RNA from Alligator mississippiensis (American alligator), 1950 nucleotides. RefSeq names its product single-pass membrane protein with coiled-coil domains 3 (gene SMCO3). The coding region runs from base 121 to 798 and encodes 225 amino acids. The record is from RefSeq and is a predicted model, not a curated record. The transcript is spliced from 2 exons. NCBI's taxonomy places the organism in Eukaryota, Metazoa, Chordata, Crocodylia, Alligatoridae.